Molecule: messenger RNA, 357 nt
Organism: Bipolaris maydis ATCC 48331
Lineage: Eukaryota; Fungi; Ascomycota; Dothideomycetes; Pleosporales; Pleosporaceae
Source: RefSeq, a predicted model, not a curated record
AUGGCUACCACACUCUGGUCGACGGCCCAACAUGUUUGGGAAAGCAUAGCGAAGCUUGUUGCUUUCGCCCUCGCCGCCGCCCUCGUCUCUUUUUUUUUCCUUUGCAUGACGCCGCCCACGUCCCAGGUCGAGUACCAGGUCAGUCCCAAGUCAGUCUCCAGGCCCAAGGCGGCGUGGUGGUCAGCGAGCGACAAACGACAUGGGCACCGCGUUACAUUGCUUCUGCAAGUGGUCGACGACGGUGAUACUACGGGCGAUACGGCGUUGUUUGGUGUGACAGACACGGUAGAGGGCGCGCGCGGCGUUAUCACAAUCACCCAGCAAUCGUCAUCCGCAGCGGAAGGGCCGCAACGCUGA